Messenger RNA from Aspergillus wentii DTO 134E9, 1522 nucleotides. RefSeq lists its product as uncharacterized. NCBI's taxonomy places the organism in Eukaryota, Fungi, Ascomycota, Eurotiomycetes, Eurotiales, Aspergillaceae. The transcript has 5 exons. The coding region runs from base 1 to 1437 and encodes 478 amino acids. The record is from RefSeq and is a predicted model, not a curated record.
AUGGCGUCAGACUACGUUCUCGAGCAGUCGCAGUAUGCAUUCCCCACGAAACCAGAAGAGUAUGCGCCAGGGCCCGUGCCGAGUCUGGGGGAAUGGCGCAAACUGUGGGCUGCGUGGGAGGCGGUAACUUUGAAGAUGAUUCCGAACGAGGCGUUGCUGGAGAAGCCGAUUCCGUUGCGGAAUGAUCUUAUUUUCUAUCUUGGGCAUAUUCCUACUUUUGAGGAUAUACAUUUGGAGCGCGCCACCAAAGAGCCUGCGACUGAGCCCAAGUCUUAUCAACUGAUCUUCGAGAGAGGAAUUGAUCCAGAUGUGGAUGAUCCAACCCAAUGUCAUGACCACAGCGAGGUCCCAGAUAGCUGGCCGACAUUGGAUGCAAUCUUGGACUAUCGUAAGAAAGUCUGCGCGAGGAUCGAAGCUCUGUACAAGACCGACAAGCCUUGGACAAACAGGACUAUUGGACGCGCACUUUGGAUUGGAUUUGAACACGAAGCACUGCAUCUGGAAACCUUCCUAUGGAUGUCGAUAUUGAGUCCCAACAUCCAACCGCCUCCUGGCCCGAAGCCAGACUUUAAGGCCAUGGCCGAAAAGGCAGCAAACGAAAGAGUCGACAAUCAAUGGUUCAACAUUACGCCACGCACAUUCACAAUAGGAAUCGACGACUCAGACCGUGAUGAUGACGGCAAAGACGGUUUCUUCGGAUGGGACAAUGAACGUAACCCAUACGAUGUCACCGUCGAUGGAUUCGAAGCACAGGGACGGCCUAUCACUAAUGGAGAAUAUGCAACUUAUCUCGUUAACACAUCACGGACGGAUUCUAUCCCUGUUACAUGGACGCGUAGUGAGACGCCCGAUAAUAAGGACAUUGAAAGCUUUACCAACACCACUACGGUUAAGACUGUGUACGGCCCAGUUCCGCUGAGACUCGCAUUCGACUGGCCUGUAUACACGCCGUACAAUGACGCCGUGGCAUACGCAGAAUGGGCUGGUGCACGACUUCCUACGAUCCACGAAUCACGCAGCAUUCACAUGCAAGUUGAAGAGGAAAAGGCGAGAAAGAAUGGUGGCAGCAGGGAUACAAUCGCCCCCUCAUCCCAAGAAGACAUUUACGUCGAUCUGACCGGAUGUAAUACCGGCUUCCAACACUUCCAUCCCACGCCUGUGACACCAAAUGGCAACCGACUGUGUGGACAAGGCGAUAUGGGUGGUGCCUACGAAUGGACUAGCUCUUAUUUUGCACCGCAGCCUGGUUUCAGGCCAAUGGAUAUCUAUCCUGGAUAUAGUGCCGAUUUUAUGGACGAAAAGCACAUUCUCGUGACAGGUGGGUCCUGGGCAUUGCAUCCCCGGCUGUCUGGAAAAAGGACUUUCUUGAACUGGUGGCAGAAAGGCUACCCAUACCCCUGGAUCGGUAUUCGAUUGGUCCGAGAUGCUUCGAAAUAAAAUCAUCAGACUGCAAGAGUGGACUAAGAUGACAUGCCAAACUGUACAUAAUACUCUCACAUGUCAUAAUAGAAAUAGAACACGU